CAACUCUGUUGUUCACCCAAAGUUUAUCUCUAUGAAUCAAACCUCGUAAAAACCAUCACACUCAAAAAUUUCUGGCACGGUGUUCAUAUUUAUUCCCAUGCAUUUGUGCUCAUCUUUGUCUUUUACCCUCCAAGUUUCUGAAAUGGGUAUCUUUGCAUUGAUGACAGGAAGGCCAGGGCCUAGUGGGUUUGGGUCAGCUUCAACUGCUGAGCAGGUCACUGAAGGAGUUGAUGCUAGCAACCUUACCGCUAUUGUAACUGGUGGGGCAAGUGGGAUUGGGUUUGAGACAGCAAGAGUCUUGGCACUUCGUAGAGCCCAUGUCAUCAUUGCCGCCAGAAACAUAGAGGCUGCUAAUGAAGCAAAACAGGCUAUUAUUAAAGAAAAUAUAAGUGCCCGAGUGGAUGUUCUGAAACUUGACCUCUGCUCUCUCAAGUCUGUUAGAGCAUUUGUUGAUAGCUUCAACGCUCUUGAUCUUCCUCUCAACCUCUUAAUAAACAAUGCUGGUGUUAUGUUCUGCUCCCACCAGCUUUCAGAAGAUGGAGUAGAGGUGCAGUUUGCAACCAAUCAUCUUGGCCAUUUUCUCUUAACAAACCUUCUGCUUGACAAAAUGAAGAACACCGCUAGAACUACUGGUGUAGAAGGCAGAAUUGUGAUUCUGUCAUCACUUGCUCAUACAACCCCUUACCAAGAGGGGAUUCGAUUCGACAAGAUCAACGAUCGAAUUGGUUACUCAGAACUGAAGGCAUAUGGGCAAUCCAAAUUAGCAAACUUACUGCAUUCCAAUGAGCUCUCUCGUCGAUUGCAGGAAGAAGGUGUGAACAUAACAGUCAACUCAGUCCACCCAGGAUUGAUCAUGACACCUCUCAUGAGGCAUUCUCCUCUUUUGAUGAAAACUUUCAAGUUGUUCACCUUUUGGAUGUGGAAGAAUGUACCUCAGGGAGCAGCCACAACAUCAUAUGUAGCACUGCACCCAAAAAUGAAAGGUGUGACUGGAAAAUACUUUGUGGACUGCAACGAAAUGAAACCCAGCUCACAUGCUGGAGAUGAAAAGUUGGCCAAAAAGCUUUGGGACUUCAGCAACAAGUUGAUCGAUGGGGCUUCCAAAAGCUGAUUCUUUAAGAAGCAUAAGCAUAUCCUGUGAAUCUAAGAUGCCUACCACUUGGAAUUGCAAGACAUAAUCAUUUAUAUUUAGUGAUUGUCAUUUAUCAUGUGAUGUUAUAAAAUGAACUGGUAUAUGUGCGAA
Prunus persica (peach) is the source of this 1243-nucleotide messenger RNA. RefSeq names its product short-chain dehydrogenase TIC 32, chloroplastic. The coding region runs from base 98 to 1111 and encodes 337 amino acids. The transcript has 9 exons. The record is from RefSeq and is a predicted model, not a curated record. NCBI's taxonomy places the organism in Eukaryota, Viridiplantae, Streptophyta, Magnoliopsida, Rosales, Rosaceae.